AUGUUCUACGCACAGCUGCUUAUGAACAAGCGUGGGCCUUUGUCCAAAAUAUGGUUGGCUGCUCACUGGGACAAGAAAGUCACAAAAGCUCAUAUAUUUGAAUGCAAUUUAGAGACAACUGUUGAGAAGAUACUUUCCCCGCAAUUAAAAAUUGCCCUGCGUAUCUCAGGACACCUGUUACUGGGAGUGGUGCGAAUCUAUCAUAGAAAAGCCAAGUAUCUUUUGUCAGAUUGCACUGAAGCUCUGCUUAAAAUGCAGUCAGCCUUUCGUCCAGGACUCCUUGAUCUCCCAAAAGGGAACACUGAGGCUAAGUAUGAUACCAUUACGUUGCCUGAAGAAUUUCAUGAGUUUGACACACAGCUCCCAGAGGUGAAUGCCAUCGAUGUUGCUCAGCAUUUCACGCUGAACCAGAGCAGAGCUGAAGACAUCACUUUGUUAGAAGAGGAUUAUAGACAGGAUAUAUUUUUCCGUGGCAACAGUUUUGGGGAGGAAACUGAAAUGCCCAGGCAUCAUGGCUUUCUUAGUGACAGCUUCCAAGCUAGUUUCAGCAGCCUCCUGGCUGAUCACAAUUCUUCGAAUCUCACUGGAGACAAAACUAUAUUGGAUGAAGGUGCCUACUCCUUAAUGCACGAUGGCUUUGGAGACGAAGGACUCGCAGGUGACAUGAUUGAUGAUGUGCUAGGAGCUGAGCAGAGUAUCUUCAAUAUAGACACGGAGGAAGUAAUCCCUUUACCCCAAGAGCUUCCUGGUGACGAUCUAGAAGACUACCCCAGAUCUAAGCAGGAAGCAAAAAGCUGCCAAAUUAAUGAAACCGUAUUAUUGUCCAGUGAAGAACAAGGAUUCAUACUUGAACCAAUUGAUAAUACAGUUCUCAAAAGGAAGCAAAGAGGUAAAAGGAAGUUACUUGUUGAUGCUGUGAAGGAGCUGAGCAAGUCGACUGUACAAAAGCAGCUUGCGAGCUACAAGGACACUCUGACCGCGCUGGACAUUGCACCCCCCACAAGGAAGCUGAUGGUUUUGCAAGAGUUGGGUAGCGUGGAUAAGCUGAUGAUCAGACCUACACAGCCUGUGAUUCACAAGGAUCUGCAAAAGCUGUUUGCCAAAAGUCUCAGGAAUGGAAGAAAAAAGUUGCAGGAAGAGCUUGAAGCACAAGUCAAAAACCAGCAACAGGGUCCCCAAGAAAGCCGAAGUGACGUGCAGGGGACAGUUUGCCAUUCCGUACAGCCAUCUGAGUUUUUGGAUGAAGACAAAGGGGAUAACAGUAAAACUGCUGAAGCUAUGUAUCGGGAAACUGUCGAUAUGCUGUCUGCUUUGUCCGAUGGUUUUUCAGUUGACUCCUCGGGAAGGCAACAAGAGGCAGAGAAGCAGCAAAAUGAGGUGGAAAAUGAACCUCAACAGAGCAGUCUAGACUGUGAAGAAAAGAGAAGGAAUAAGAUAACUUCAGAAUUAUUAAGCACUUUCCAGCACAUCUACCAGACAGGAGCAAAGUCGUUCAGUUUUCUGACCCUCUGUAUGAAGAAGGACCGUGAAGAAGUUGCAACCACGUUCUACAGCUUGCUUGUCCUCAAGAAACAAGUAGCUAUCCAGGUGGCUCAAGCCGCUCCCUAUGCUGACAUAAUUGUGACUGCAGGUCCAAAGUUCCAUGCGACCUGA
This is a messenger RNA of Euleptes europaea (tarantolino), 1653 nucleotides long. It is a transcript of the gene RAD21L1, whose product is annotated as RAD21 cohesin complex component like 1. The coding region runs from base 1 to 1653 and encodes 550 amino acids. Gene Ontology annotation, biological process: mitotic sister chromatid cohesion; replication-born double-strand break repair via sister chromatid exchange; synaptonemal complex assembly. The record is from RefSeq and is a predicted model, not a curated record. Gene Ontology annotation, molecular function: protein binding; chromatin binding. The transcript is spliced from 13 exons. Lineage: Eukaryota; Metazoa; Chordata; Lepidosauria; Squamata; Sphaerodactylidae. Gene Ontology annotation, cellular component: cohesin complex; synaptonemal complex.